AUGGAACUUGAUAAUUACGUCAACUCUAAUUUUACAAAUAUAGAAGAUUUGAAGUCGUUAGACACCAAGCUAGAUGAGUUGCGAGACAUUGAUCAACGAGUUAAAAAUAUUGUGUCAAAUAAGUUGUUGAACUCCGCUGAGCCACAACCAUUGGAACAAAUAAAUCCGGACACAGAUAAGCCUAGGUUGAAUUAUGCGAUUCAGAAGAUAAUAUCCGUUAUCCUGGUUAUAACCAAGUUGGAUGACUUGAACGAGAGCUAUGAUAAUAUCAAUGCCUUGCUUCAAGAAUACGGUGAAAUACCAGUAUUGAAGGAGCUACAAAUUCAAAUCAAAAAGAAGCAGGUUGCAGAAAUACAAAGGGAUUAUCUUUUAAAAUAUCAACAGAUUGAAAAUAAACUAGCUGAGAGUACUUCCUUGGAGGACUUGCGCAGCCUUUCUCUCCAGAUGGACGAGUUGCACGCACCUGAAUUGAUUUCACUGCUUGACGAGGAAAUUGGUAGACGGAGGGUGAAAAUGGAGGGGGAAUUGACCAGUCUCAUUAAGGAUAACAAAUGGUUAAGCAAAAAUACUGUUUCCAAGGCAACGUUGACAUCAAUCACAAGGACCACUGAAAGCUUAAUUCAAUUGCAGUCUAUACGAAACACUCCUUCAUAUCCAGACACAUGGUGGGCUUUGGACUGUUUAUUAGAACCAGUCGUGACCAGGUUCCAUUACCAUUUUGAUACUCCUAACAAGGAUACUAAUAAGUUGUCGAAACCAGAAUGGGCAUUGAAUUUUAUCGAAAAUUUUUUGGAGGAUAAUCUACCACUCCUUAACAUAACUUUUGACGAACAAUUCAAAAAAGUUCAUAAAAUUGGAACAUAUGAGACAAUCACUGCUUUGCUCGUGCCUGCAAGAAACAAGAUGAAUAAAGUGAUUCGAGUGAUUAACACUAAUUUAAAAUCGGAGUAUGACAACAAAGUAAGAGAAAAAUAUGGUGUCUUGUUAUCUCAUUUGAUAUUUGAAUUGUCUUCAUUUGACCAAAGACUAAGAAACAAGUACAAAUAUAAUCCGUAUGCGACAGAUUCUGCAGAACCUGUUAUGAAGAAAUGGACUGGGCUUACCGGUGAUAUUUUGUUGGACGAGAACAAUCGUGCUUUUGAAAGUUGGCUUGAAUUUGAAAAGACAUUAGCUGUUAAGAGAUUCAAUCAGGAGAUAAUCAACGUAAAUGACUGGAUUAAGAUUGAUUUCGAUUACCAGCCAAACAAGUCUAGCAAUGAAGACGGGAGCGUGGGCACCAAAUACUUGCGACCAACAUUUUCCGCCUAUGGUCUCGUCAAGCUUAUUGAAAAUUUGAACUCCCAUUUUCAAACUCUUAGUAUCGUAAAAUUCCAAUUGAAGUACGUGUCGAGUAUUCAGUUGCACUUGCUUGAUUUAUACUUGACAGGAUUGACACAGCAACACAAGUCUUUUACGGACAAGAAUACCAAAAGUGUUUUAACAAUGAUACCGGGUGGUAUUGAUACAAACACAAAGACAUCUAUAAAACGCGAAGCGGAACUAAUUGCAAGCUUGGAAAAGCUCACCGAAAUUUACUGCUCAACCAAAUUUGUCAAUAAUUCGAUUCAAAAAUGGAAUGAAGAUCUUGUAUUUGUUCAGCUUUGGAAAAUGUAUCAGAGCUUUUCGAGCUCUGCUUUGGAGCUGGACAUGGAUGAUGGGUUGUUCAGCUCGGUCUCCACAAAAUUCGACAAAUUGCUUGACCAAACGUUAAACAGCUAUUUGGGGAUCUUGCGAGUAGAGAUUAAGCAGUUGUUGAAGGCAUAUGUGAAUACAAGUCAAUGGGACUUGUCCGACCAAGGUACUGACCUUUCGCCAUCAAAAGAUUUGAAUCCGUUAAUAAACACGUUGCCAACUUAUUUUGAUAUCAUCGAGAAGGCGGUCUCCAAAAUUGAUUACUUUGCUGUAUCUAACAUGGCAGUUACUGUUAUUUCGGAGUUGUUGUAUGAGUAUGUAAUAACUAAUAACCGGUUUUCAAGAACUGGUAUUAACCAAUUAAUCAUUGAUUUCAAUUACUUAAUCAGUUCGUUGCAUGUCACAUUACUAUUGAAUACAAGAAGACUGAGUUCAAUCACACGGUUUGAUGACUACACAAUGUCAAAUGACAACAAUCGAAGUUAUGUCAAAGUAGUCCAAGCAAUUGAUGUUCUUGACUCCAUUUCUCUGAGUGUGGCAGCUGACAUCAAACGUCAAAACGAAGCAAUCGACCAAUUGCGAUUAGAUUAUGGACAUGGCAUAGGAGCGUUAAGUACUGCCGAGAUAAAGGAUUUAUUGAAUCGACUUGUUGAAGAAUAA
Molecule: messenger RNA, 2331 nt
Organism: Lodderomyces orthopsilosis Co 90-125
Lineage: Eukaryota; Fungi; Ascomycota; Pichiomycetes; Serinales; Debaryomycetaceae
Gene: TIP20
Product: Tip20p
Exons: 1
Coding region: 1-2331 (776 amino acids)
Biological process (GO): retrograde vesicle-mediated transport, Golgi to endoplasmic reticulum; endoplasmic reticulum to Golgi vesicle-mediated transport; regulation of ER to Golgi vesicle-mediated transport
Cellular component (GO): Dsl1/NZR complex
Source: RefSeq, a predicted model, not a curated record